Molecule: messenger RNA, 4045 nt
Organism: Heterocephalus glaber (naked mole-rat)
Lineage: Eukaryota; Metazoa; Chordata; Mammalia; Rodentia; Bathyergidae
Gene: Adipor2
Product: adiponectin receptor 2
Biological process (GO): adiponectin-activated signaling pathway
Cellular component (GO): plasma membrane
Molecular function (GO): signaling receptor activity
Source: RefSeq, a predicted model, not a curated record
GGGGGCGGGCAGACGCGGUGGCGGCGGUAGCGGCGGCGCGAGCUCUAUCCAGACACGGUAUCGCGGUGGAGACAGCUGCGGCGCCUACACCGUGUUGGGUCCCCUCCCUCCUCCAUUCCCCCUCCUCCCCUUCCCCCGCAGCGCUGGUUCUCUGGGAGUCCGAGACGUGUGGCGAGGCGGCGACAAGCUCCAGGAUCAACUUACUAUCCUGAAAAUCCAUUCCCCCAAGAAGAAGAGACAGAAAGAAAGACCGCUUUGUACGAAAGGCUUGGGAAUCCCAUGAACGAGCUAGCAGAAAACCGAUUGGGGUGCAGCAGGACUCCAGAGCCAGAUAUAAGGCUCAGAAAAGGGCACCCACUUGAUGGUACAAGAGGAGGUGAUAAUGACAACCACCAAGGAGAUUUGGAACCCAUUUUAGAAGCAACUGUUUGUUCUUCCCAUCAUAAAAAAAGUUCUGAGGAACAUGAACACAAUGAUGACACUUCUCAGGAGGAUGAGGGCUUCAUGGGCAUGUCCCCCCUCUUACAAGCCCAUCAUGCUAUGGAAAGAAUGGAAGAGUUUGUUUGUAAGGUAUGGGAAGGUCGAUGGCGAGUGAUCCCUCACGAUGUGCUGCCAGAUUGGCUCAAGGAUAAUGACUUCCUUCUACAUGGACACCGGCCACCUAUGCCUUCUUUCCGGGCCUGCUUUAAGAGCAUUUUCAGAAUACACACAGAAACAGGCAACAUUUGGACACAUCUCUUAGGUUGUGUAUUCUUCCUGUGCCUGGGGAUCUUUUAUAUGUUCCGCCCAAAUAUUUCCUUUGUGGCCCCUCUGCAAGAGAAAGUGGUCUUUGGAUUAUUUUUCUUGGGAGCCAUUCUCUGCCUUUCGUUUUCGUGGCUCUUCCACACAGUCUACUGCCACUCAGAAGGAGUCUCUCGACUCUUCUCUAAACUGGAUUACUCUGGUAUUGCUCUUCUGAUUAUGGGAAGUUUUGUUCCUUGGCUUUAUUAUUCUUUCUACUGUAACCCACAACCUUGCUUCAUUUACCUGAUUGUCAUCUGUGUGCUGGGCAUUGCAGCCAUUAUAGUUUCCCAGUGGGACAUGUUUGCCACCCCUCAGUAUCGAGGAGUAAGAGCAGGAGUGUUUGUGGGUUUGGGCCUGAGUGGAAUCAUCCCCACCUUGCACUAUGUCAUUGCGGAGGGCUUCCUGAAGGCUGCCACCAUAGGACAGAUAGGCUGGCUGAUGCUCAUGGCCAGCCUCUAUAUCACUGGAGCGGCCCUCUAUGCUGCCCGGAUCCCUGAGCGCUUCUUUCCUGGCAAAUGUGAUAUCUGGUUUCACUCUCAUCAGCUGUUUCACAUCUUUGUGGUUGCUGGAGCUUUUGUUCACUUCCACGGUGUCUCAAACCUGCAAGAGUUCCGUUUCAUGAUUGGUGGGGGCUGCACUGAAGAGGAUGCACUGUGAUACCUACAGGUAGCCAGGGACUAUGACCCUGUACCUGGGCCUGCAGCAGCAGCAACAGGACUCCCUACUGGCCGCUGAUGGCAGUAGCAGGAGCCCCAAAACGUUGACAGCCUCAUGGGCUUUGUGACGGCCCAGGGGUUCCACGUGGUACAUGACCAAGAAGAGAAAAACAAAAAUAAAUCAUACCUCAAAGGAUGGAGUGCAUCAAUGUGGAGAAAAGGAGUGACCCAUACCCUGACUUAUUCUUGAGAUCUGCUCACUGAGGGCUCUGCAAAACCCUUGGCAAACUGGCUUCUGAUCCAUAUCGUAUUUAUUUGUAGAAGAUGAGGAAACAGUUUAGCUGGUUGUUCUUUCUUCUCCCUUUCUCCUAAAACAACAAUACAAACCAAUUUAGGUGAACAUUUAUAUCCAAUUAAGGGGCGGGAUUGUGAUUUUAGAUGUUCUUUUAAGGAGAACGAAGAAAUUAAUGUAAAUAAGAUUUCUAACUGUUUAAAUAAAAAUUUAUAUAAAUGUUUAAAACAUAGGGGUAGGGGAGGGAGGGAGAAUUUUUGUAUAGAAUGAAACAUGCAAGUACCACACACUGUUUCAAUUUUGCACAAAGUGUGACUGGAAGAGGGUCAGGUAGCAGCCCCAGAAUGUACAGUGUCUUGGUGCACCAAGGUGCCUUCCGAAGGCCGACACACAUACCUUGGACCCUAGCAGGGCAGAGGUUGUAGCCCCAGCCUAGUGAUCACAUGGCAUCUCUCAAGCAUCCUGAGGCAGAGGUGGAGGGAAGUGGUGCGUGUUUCCUCAGUGACUGGUAAGAGGUACUAGGUGAAGGCUGUAGGUAAAGUGUUACUUCAGAGUGUCUUGUAGGCUGAUAGUGACCUUCUCUAAGGUAGAGCCACUUAGUCCUGUCAUUAAUGUUGGAAACGAGCAGUGGAAAUGUGGAGGAGCUCUGGGGACAUUAGGACAGGGACUGGUCUGAUCACUUCCUGAGAUCUUGGUGGUGGUGGCACAUAUGUGAUUAGAGAGGUUUGAGCAGUUUUCUGUGUCCUUGCUGUGGAGCUCUGGACCACCCUGUCAAUUUCUAUUAAAAAUCACUGCCCUGACUACCUUUUUCCUUCUGGAACUGAAAAUUACCUUUCCUGUACAUCAUAGUUCCUGGCAGAGCCAGCCAGUUGAGAUUCUGACUUGUAUGGGUUCCUCAUAAGGUCACUUUCCUAGAUUGGGGGAGAGCCCUGCCUUUGCACAAGGAAAGAUGAGUAUCACCCCUGGUGCCCUGUCUUGGUAAGCCUAAUGUGACAGACACCUCUGUUCUUGCACAAAAAAGUCAGAACUCCCUAGGCCCCACCUCAGACCCUCACCACAGCACUGCAGCCCCACUGAGCCUCAUCAGGCAGAGAUAGCCUGGAGCAGAGUUUAAAGGGAAACGACAUUAUUGCCAGGCAGUCUGGUAGAACCCUUAAGUCCAUGGUUUUGAAUUGCUACUAGAAGUGAAAAAUGAUUGCCCUUGUCCCGGGGCUACCUUGUUUUGGUAUCAGGGAGAAUGGUGGGAGCAGGAUCUGGUUUGUAGAAUCCUGAUCUUGGCUCACUGGUGAGCCCCCGAAAUAGUACUGGACCCUGGGCUACUGCCUACCACUUCAGGUGGUUGUGUUACAUCCUGGGAUGGUGGGUGCUAGAACUAGGCAGGGGGCUCGGCAUCCUCAAAGGGGUGUUAAGGGAUAUGGGAAGAGUCCCAUUCAGUAGAGUUUUCUGUUUUCUCUGCCCUUCAACUCUUCAGCCACAGCUGAGGUAUAGACCUCAAUGUAGAACUUGGGAAGAAUUUAGGAGUAUUUUGGUUCUAGUUAAGGUCACUGCUGUAAGCAGACCAAGCAGAAGUCAGUUUGGUGCAGUGCCUGACAGAAUGAAGAACAGUAUUAACUCAGUGAGAAAACAGUCUGGCAGUAGAGUGGACACCCGGAAGGAAGCGCUUACAGUUUCAUGGGAGCAACAGCACAUAUCAGAAGCCAGACUUGAUCUUUGGUCACACACUUUGGUGUACAGGGUGUGAGGUGCAGUUCUCCAACACCCACAGAAAUGGUAGUCUUUGGGUCCAGUCACCCCACACCACAAAGCAGGAAGAAUCUGGUUCAACAGAGCACAAACCCUUGGGGAACGUGAAACCAACACCACCAGUGCGUAAUCCAGUUAACUCCCCCUCCCCUUUUGUGUAUGUGUGUGGGCACGUGUGCCCAUUUCUGUGUCUCUCUGCAGCUCACUACCAACAGCCUCAAUAUGCACUUGACCUUACAGUGCUUGCUGAGAAUCUCACCAGGUUGGCGCCUGAAUGCCUUACUCUCAGCAGCCCGAGGCUUGCUUGCUCUGUGCAGAUUUUUAAUUUUCUUUUUUAGCCCUAGGCUGGUUAGGACCUCUACAGCUUCAUUCUUUCACCAGUAAAUAGUGGCCUUUUUCAGUAUUCUCCCCCUCCCUUCCCCUUUAUAAAUUGCUGAAGCCACAAAGCACAUUUUAGGGGAUCAUAGAAAGCUGGGGUACCAGAACGGCAUCUGUGUGAUGGUUCCAUUCACCAUGGGAUUUCCCUAUUUGCUGUAUUCUCAAUUUCUCUAAUAAAAAGAGCCAAAUGCAA